This is a messenger RNA of Manduca sexta (tobacco hornworm), 2405 nucleotides long. RefSeq names its product indole-3-acetaldehyde oxidase-like. Gene Ontology annotation, molecular function: oxidoreductase activity; iron ion binding; FAD binding. The transcript has 14 exons. The record is from RefSeq and is a predicted model, not a curated record. The coding region runs from base 1 to 2286 and encodes 761 amino acids. Lineage: Eukaryota; Metazoa; Arthropoda; Insecta; Lepidoptera; Sphingidae.
AUGGUAAAUCACAACAAGUGCCUCGUCCACGUCUUGUCAUGUCACGAAUGGGACAUCACAACAGUGGAAGGAGUAGGGAACCGCAGGGACGGCUACCAUUCGAUACAGCACCGACUAGCCGCCUUCAACGGGACUCAGUGCGGCUACUGUACCAGCGGAUGGGUGAUGAAUAUGUAUAGUUUAUACAAAAACGCAACGAAGAAACUAACGACACAGGAAGUGGAGAACUCAUUCGGAGGCAUUAUGUGUAGAUGUACUGGGUACAGACCUAUUCUAGACGCCUUUAAGAGCUUUGCAAAUGAUGCUGAUCCAUCUCUGAAGAACAAAAUACAAGACUUAGAAGAUCUGGGACGUAUUAAAUGCGCCAGAAAAUGCAGUCGCAAAUGUAGCGAGUCUGAUGAUGAGUGGUGUAUGAUAGAGAACGCCCCUCAGAGGCUGAUAAGCUUGGAAACUACGGGAGGACGGUGGUACAAAGCGUACACAGUUCAAGAUGUUUUUCAGAUUUUAAGGCGGGAUGGUUCCAAUAACUACAGCCUGGUAGCUGGUAACACAGGACAAGGAGUAUAUCCAGUUUUAAACGAGCCAAAGAUCUUUAUAGAUAUAUCGUCAAUAGAGACUCUGAAGAAUUCGUUCUCGGAUGCGAAUCUGGUGAUCGGAGCUGGUAUGUCGCUUACAGAGGUGAUGAAGCUCUUCCGAAGAUGCACUAGCAGCGAGGAGUUCCAAUACCUUGACAUGUUUUAUAAGCACUUGGAUUUGGUUGCGCAUGUGCCAGUUCGAAACAUCGGCACCUUGGGUGGCAAUAUAGCUAUGAAGAAUAAAUACCAUGAGUUCCCUUCGGACGUGUUUCUAUUGCUGCGAACAGUUGAUGCCACUGUUACUUUAAUGAAUAGGGAUUUAAAGAAAUUCGAGUUGAGAAUGCGAGAUUUCCUAAACACUGACCUUCGGGAUAAACUAAUUGUAGACGUGAAGUUACCUCCACUCGCUGCCAACAACUUAAUUAGGACCUAUAAGAUCAUGCCUCGCGCCCAAAACGCACAUGCUAUAGUCAACGCCGGCUUCUUAUUCAAAGUAGAUGCAAACCAAAAUGUCCUAUCUGCGAAUAUAGUUUACGGCAACAUUAGUUCUACUUUCAUCAACGCUAAGAAUACAGAGAGUUCUCUAUAUCGUUCUUCGCUGUUUUGUAACGAAACUCUAAACAAAGCUUUAAGGAAACUGGACGAAGAGAUAACACCGGUAGAUGUCCCUCCCGAGCCAUCGCCGUCAUGUAGGAAAAGCAUUGCUUUGGGAUUGUUUUAUAAGGCCAUUCUAUCUUUAGCUCCAUCAGUAAAUCCUCGGUACAAAUCUGGCGGUACGAACCUGGAGCGCGCCGUGUCACAGGGCACGCAAGUGUACGACACAGAUAAAUCUCUGUGGCCCUUGAACGAACCAGUGCCGAAGAUUGAAGCUCUUAAACAGUGUUCCGGUGAAGUGAAGUACGCAUGUGAUGUGCCCGUGGAACCGCGAGGAGUACACGCAGCCUUCGUACUGUCUACCAUUUCUUUGGGAGAAAUAGAGAGUUUCGAUGCAACGGAUGCUUUGAACACUCCAGGAGUCAUAGCAUUCUAUACUGCAAAAGACAUACCGGGUAAAAACACAUUCACACCGCUCGACGUUCCCUGGCAAAUAGUCAAUGAAGAAAUACUCGCCUCCAAAAAGAUAAGUUAUUAUGGACAACCCAUCGGUGUAAUUGCGGCCACAUCGCAUCGGUUGGCUCUUGCGGCAGCAGAGUUGGUGAAGGUCAGAUACAUUCAGUCGAAAGCGAAGCCUGUUUUGACAGUUAGAGAGGCUUUGGUUGCGCCGGACAAAGAUAAGCGGAUCCGUCAAGAAGCAGCAAUCAUUCCACAACGCAGAGGCACAGAUAUUACGCACGUGAUCAAGGGCAGUUUCACGGUGCCUUCCCAGUACCACUUCAUGAUGGAGACGCAGUGCUGCACCGUCAGCUAUUCCUCCACCGCGCUGGUGGUCAGAGCCGCUACGCAGUGGAUGGACAUCGUCAACGUGGCUGUAGCACAGGCCUUGGAUAUUGAUGAAAAUAAUGUGACCGUGGUAGUGCCACGGUUAGGGGGCGGUUACGGUGGGAAAGCAUCCCGCUCGUCGUUAAUAGCGUGCGCGUGCGCACUAGUUGCGCAUAAACUAAAUCGCAGCGCGACCCUCGUCUUGCCGCUGACACACAAUAUGACGGCGAUCGGCACCAGGCAACAGUGCGAGUGCGAUUAUGAAGUAAAUCUCCUCUCAUUAAUAAGAUAGUUAAAUAAAUUAUUUCUUAUCCUCCCUCGAGACAAGUAUUAAUUUCUUAUUUUCAUUAUGUCAUCACGCUGAAGUUGUUACAUAUCCUCAUGCAUUCCAAGGAUGACAUGAACUGUUUA